AUGUCAGUUGCACGCACACCUACGAAAAACAGUUCCAAAUCUAUUUCUCCCACACACUAUGGAUCCGAUUCAGCUAUCUAUACCCUCGAGAGCCAUGAACAUAAUAUAGAUGUUAAUAUUAAAAAAAGAUCUAAACGCCGGUUAAAUAAUCCACCCAGCACCUCCGAUUUAACAUUAGCGGACCUAAUGGUAAGAUUGGAUGAAAUGAAUAAAUUGCAAGAUGCUAAGUUCGCUUCUUUGGAGUCAUCCAUGAACGCUUUAUCAAAGCAAAAUGACGAAAUCAAGGACACAGUUAUACAUUUGUCCGCUAAAUAUGAUGAUGUUUUAAAUAACUUAAAAAAACUUCAACAAGAAAAUGACUUUUUUAAAAACCGCAUUAAAACUCUAGAAGGGAAGCUUGAACAAUUAGAAAAAAUGCACGAACAACCACAGUUGAAAUAA
Messenger RNA from Parnassius apollo (apollo), 441 nucleotides. The record is from the annotation of a GenBank genome assembly. NCBI's taxonomy places the organism in Eukaryota, Metazoa, Arthropoda, Insecta, Lepidoptera, Papilionidae.